UGGAGCAAAGCUCGUGUUAAUGUCCGCGCUGCGGACUCCUCCCCGUUUGGAGCGACCAUGCAGCUCCGAACAGCAACACCAUUCCCAGAUCUGCUCCUCUCAGGCCACUGGGGGAGCACAUUACACGGGACGGCGAAAGAAGUCACAGGGGUUAACUUGGAUACGCAUGCGGCGGUGUUUUAAUAAUAAAAAAGUCGCCCUGCCGAACACCGAAGCGAUUGUGUCGUGCACGAGAAGAUUUCUCCCUGCUAUGGGAUAUGUUUUGAAAAGUACAAACGCGCUGAGUUGAAGGAUAUAACUCCAGUAUGCGGCACUUCUGAAACAAAGGGGUCUGGAGCGUCGUUGUCUGAUAGGAUUAGGGCCCUUUCUGGAUGGGAAAGAUGGAACCAGAGGGGCAGUGGUGGAAAAGCCAGCUCGCAGCGGACAUCCAUCAAUCUCUCAGGAUUAAGGAGCUAAAAUUGCCAACAUACCAGGCUCACUCUCCACAGAUCGGGAUGCGACGGUACUUUGCCGACCUGCUGGCCGUUCUCAGUAACCGCUAUCAGCUGUGUCCUACCGCACGUCACCUGGCUGUCUACCUGCUCGACCUCUUCAUGGACCACUAUGAUGUAGCGGUGCGGCAGCUCUACGUCAUCGCACUCUCCUGCCUUCUCCUGGCCAGUAAAUUUGAGGAAAAGGAGGACCGCGUGCCCAAACUGGAGCAGCUGAACACGUUGGGCUUCAUGUGCAGUCUGAACCUCACUCUCAACAAGCGUGACCUCAUCAAGAUGGAGCUCCUGCUACUGGAGACGUUCGGAUGGAACCUGUGCAUGCCCACGCCCGCCCACUUUAUCGACUACUACCUCCACGCUGCUGUCCAGGAGGGCGACCUGCACAACGGCUGGCCUCUUUCCUCCCUGUCCAAGACCAAAGCCUUCAUGGACAAAUACACACACUACUUCUUAGAGGUCUCAUUACAAGAUCACGCGUUUCUAAGCUUCAGGCCGUCUCAGGUGGCGGCUGCCUGCAUAGCUGCAUCCAGAAUCUGCCUGCAGAUCUCACCCAGCUGGACCACUGUUCUCCACCUGCUCACGGGUUACUCCUGGGAUCAUCUGACACAGUGCAUCCAGCUCAUGUUACUUGCCCAUGACAACGAUGUGAAAGAGGCCAACAAAUCCAAAUCGUCCCCCUCCUCCAGCCAAAGCCUCCAACCCCAAGCUCACGUCCCCCCAAGCCUUAUCACCCCCUCUCUACAGAGGCAGCCCACCGCCAGCUCCCAGCAGCUGCUCCUCCAGGCCAGCAGCUACCCGCAGCACUCGCCGGCAUUAUCCCAGCUGCACAUGCUGGCAGACUGCCAGGCCCUGGGAUCCGUGGGCUCCCGGGAAUACCUGCAGCCCCACCAAGCCAGCCUUCUUUCGGCGUCGAUGCCGGCCAGCUCAUUCGCUUCAUUUCCCAGCUUGGCGACCGGGCUGCGUGGGUUGCCCCUUCAAGGUCCUAUCUCCAUGCAGGUGAGCAUGGGACCCGAGCGCCACUGCCUCGGUCUGACUUAUGGGAGCGGUUACCUGAGCUCCUACCACACGUUCACAGCCGGAUGCUUCGACAGGUGACGCCAGGAGAGGGAGGACAAACUCAACCUGGGGCUGCCACCGUCCUCCGCCCUCUCUGCCUCCUCCGGCCCCGAGGGACUACGUUUUAGCCGCAGACGAAGACUUCCCAAAAAGACCAACAGUCAAGUGGAUCCCUCAGAGGUUAUAGUAUUAACUUAAAACGGCCCUUUCUUCAAGUGGGACCUUUAAACAGUUUUUAAAGCUUUUGGACGCUUCCUUUUUUAUGAACUGAGGAUGUCUGUUUUGUCUGCCAGUGACUGAACUGACUGAAUUCUGGCGCUUUUUUAAUACACAGCCUUAAGAAGAAAAAUCGCGGAGAUUCUUUAACACCAGCGUUUUUCACAUAAGUCCUUGAACUUUCACACUGGAUGUACUGUAUGGAUGCUGCUGCCUUUUGUAUGAACUGAUGGCUUUAUGACUAAGAAUCUCGUGUCCCUUUUGGUUAUGUUUACAGUGACAUGCAGGGAUGUACAGAAAUCUAAUACGUACACACAAAACCAUUGACACGGCUUAUGUUUGUAUGAAGUAGCUUCUCCUUUGUGUUUCUCCAUGAAUUGGUUUUGCAAGUGAAACGGUCCGUCGACAAGGUUGACGUUAUGCUAAGGUUCCAGGUUUUUUUUCUUCAGGCAGAUGGAGGGAGGCCCCUCAGGGGACGAAGGCAUAUGUCCUAACCUCUCUCCCGAGCUAGAGGAAACCAUGCUUUACUAAUUCCUCUUCCCGAGGGAAAUAGCCAUGAUCACCCUGCAGUUCUGCAAUGAAAGCCAUUUCGUUGUGUUAUACCUCGAACCAUCAGACUCUGUGGCUUGGAAAGAUUACCUCACAUUACUGCUCUUACACUGUCGUUCACGUUUACCUCCGAGGUCAUUUGAGUUAACAGGUUCAAGAAAAGAUCCUCUGUGUUAUAUCAUCACCUUUGGAACAACUUCAUUUUAGUCUGUUUCUAAACACUUUGAUUUAGGUGGGUCAAGCAUGAUUUUUCUUUUAAAGCAGACUGCAAUACUUGGUCCAAAAUAUGUUACUAUUAUUCUAAACUAAAGAAACGAUUAACCAAACUUCCUUUUAUAUUUGUUUAUGUUCAUGAGGUUUUUAGACGACACAUUGAAUUCUUUUAUGUAAACUGGCAUUAAGACCAAAGCGUCUGCUUGACGUCCUGCUGAAUGAGAAGCUUUUUCAACCACUUUACUGGACUUUGGAUUAAAACUUUCUCCAAUAGUCCUGAACUUUGAACUACCUCAAUAUAUUGCCAUUUACGUGCUGAUUCUGCAGGGCUCGCUCUUUUGCUUUAUACAUUUCGUGAUCGGUCAGAACAUUCAUUGCUUUGUAUUUUCCCAAACCUUAGUUUAAUUCCUCUUUGUUUUGUAUGGAAGUCUCGUGGUUUUUUUUUUGUAUAGGUAGAGAACUGUGUUCACUGUAACAGACACGCACUGUUUUAUUUCAACUCAUUCUUUUGUGAAGCCUCUGUGUGUGCAAUAUGUAAUCAUUAGGACUUUUGAACUACAUUUUGCUUUUCUACCACUACGUUUUUACGAUGUAGUAUUAGUUGUUUUUAUUUGUUUUGAUAACCUAUUACUGCUGAUCCGCAGUGAUUUAUUUUUCCACCGAGAAAAUGUUGCACAUUGCAACCAGUGUCUCCUGAAUCUCUGGACAUUUAUUGUAAACCAGAGAUAUGAAUAAUUCUGCUCAUUCGAUGAUCUAACGGUUUUAUUUAAAAGCCUGUAUGUUGGGUCAGGGGAUAACAGGUGAUAACAGGUGUAAUUUGGAUGAAAACCCCAGAAAUAAAAUGAA
Messenger RNA from Triplophysa rosa, 3371 nucleotides. RefSeq names its product cyclin J-like (gene ccnjl). The coding region runs from base 372 to 1586 and encodes 404 amino acids. Lineage: Eukaryota; Metazoa; Chordata; Actinopteri; Cypriniformes; Nemacheilidae. Gene Ontology annotation, cellular component: nucleus; cytoplasm; cyclin-dependent protein kinase holoenzyme complex. Gene Ontology annotation, molecular function: cyclin-dependent protein serine/threonine kinase regulator activity. The record is from RefSeq and is a predicted model, not a curated record. The transcript has 6 exons. Gene Ontology annotation, biological process: regulation of cyclin-dependent protein serine/threonine kinase activity; mitotic cell cycle phase transition.